Messenger RNA from Arctia plantaginis, 1041 nucleotides. The record is from the annotation of a GenBank genome assembly. Lineage: Eukaryota; Metazoa; Arthropoda; Insecta; Lepidoptera; Erebidae.
AUGUCACCUGUUAUAUUGAGGAACCUAAAUUGCGACACGACGAGCACAUAUCCAGGUAUGAAAGCGCUUGUUCUGUUCAUUGCAGCACUGCUGAUAGGCUCAGUCCCUACUGCUGAAUCCUUUGCUUAUUCCUAUGACAGCAUACUUGAUGUCACAGAUGAAUUCUUCUCCGAUGAUCUCAUCAUCUACAGAGCUGAAUACGACAUUGUCGAUAUAUUAUAUCCUUUGAAUGGCCUAAACAAAGACUCAUUUACAAAUAAUAGAGUAUACUUCUUCACACUAGCAGACUUCAAAAGUGGAAAAAGAAUAGAUAAAGGUCUUUUUAUCAAUAUCAAUGGAGUUGCCACAAAACUACUUGACAACGGAAGAGUUUCUGCUGCAGCUAAAGAUCAUACAAAAGAAGCUUACUUUGGAGCUACAGACGGCUUGUAUGCAUAUGACGUAGUUAAAAAUAAAGCAGUAAAAUAUGGUAAUUUUAAUGACCCCAUAAUCAGUCUUGGUAAAGUCAAAGGUGAGGAUACAAUAUACGCAUUAACUGAGGAUAAUGUUCUAUACAAAGUCACGGAACUGGGUACGAAGAGAGAAAAGAUCGAUCACGCCCCCAAUUUAGAAGACAUCGUUUUAGAUGCCAGCAACAAUUUGUAUUUCAGCACACCUGAUAAGAGAGUGCAUAUUGUGGGUAGAGAUGGAGUCCAGCAAGUUAAAGGUCUUCCGGAACAUAUAUCUUAUUUAAAGAUCUACAAAGCACCAUUCUUUGUUGAAGAUGCUAUUGCGGUGAUAGCUAAUGAAAUGUCCCACUUGGUGUUCUUCAAUGGUACCGUUGGUGAUGGUCAUUGCAAGUACUUGGUCAAACCAACUGCUUACUCACUACAACCUCUACUCUUGCAACAAUACGGAUACAAGAAGAACAUAUAUGAGUUAAACUUUUUGAAUUCGAAAACCCGUAAGAGUUUUAGUGGUCAGAUCAAAAAUUUAGUAGAACGGAGGGCUGACCAAAUCACUAAAUUUACUGCUGAACUACAUACUUUAGUGGAUAUUUAA